Trematosphaeria pertusa is the source of this 4039-nucleotide messenger RNA. RefSeq lists its product as uncharacterized. The transcript has 6 exons. The record is from RefSeq and is a predicted model, not a curated record. NCBI's taxonomy places the organism in Eukaryota, Fungi, Ascomycota, Dothideomycetes, Pleosporales, Trematosphaeriaceae. The coding region runs from base 406 to 3621 and encodes 1071 amino acids.
UGCGCGGGCACUGGAUUGGACCUGGUGGCGCUCGGCUUGGCGUGUUUCGUGCACGAAUUGGGGCGCGCCAGCCCUGGAGAUUUUAAUGAUUAGGGUCCUCAGGUUGGACGAUUUCGGCUGGCUUGAGCUUUUUCGCAAAGGGGCUCUGCCUCUGCACUCACACCUUCUCCCCGACCACCCCCAAGCACUGCUGCCGCUGUCUCAGACGACUGCAUCGGUGCACUGCCUGACGCUACACCCGUCCUACCGCCCCUCGAGCAGCCCGCGCUCGCCUACGUCCCUGCAUCAUCGCCCUCGCGCCCUUGCGUACAAACAUUCGAGCCCCGGGCCCCGUCCCCCUCCCGCCGGCCGCCAGCAGCACAUGCAGUCCGGCACGUCGACGCCGCCCGCGACGUGACCUCCAGCAUGCCCUUCUUCAGGAAUGUCUUCAGGUCCAAGGACGGAUCGCGGUCUGCGUCGAAGGCAGGCAAGUACGGCGACGGCGACAGCCCGCCCGCAGCGCAGCCGAAGCCGCGGUGGGAGGAUGCAUGGUCCCGCAAAGAUGUCGCGCCCGACGAGAUACGCGAGCUCAUACACGUCUGCACCCAGGAGAUGAAGUCAAGAGCCCUGGACAUCCCGUUUGUGCUGCUGCCCUUCCGCCCCUCGUCCGACCCCAGCGCCGCCCGCAAUUUCGUUCGCAACUUUUUCAGAGCAGCAUACGAAGGGACAACGCAGUUCACCGGCGAAGGGCUGUCUCAGGAAUUGCGCCUCGCCGAGCCCCUGACUCUGUGCAGCAUCAUGAAGUGGUGUUGGAGCAGGCUGCCCGGCGGCGUUGUCACUUGGGACGCCUACGAGCUUUUCCGUAUCGGGGAAUCGGACUCGAACUUCGCCCGACACGCCUUUGACACCUUCAUACCCCUCAGCGUCGAGACGGAGGCCCGCAAACAGGUCAUAUUUGAUUUCUUCGAUCUCCUGGCCGCAGUAGCCGCGCGGAGCAAGACCAAUGGCAUGGGCGGCAGGAAGCUGUCUCGCAUGGCGGGCUGGUGGGCGUUUGAAUUCUCCGAAGACGGCAAAGGCUUCGAUGGAGGCUAUCGCACAUGGGAAAAGGCCGCCGAUGCUGCUAGCCACCUGUUCUUCGCCUACCUUAGAUCGCUAGCCCCGGACCCGAACGCCAUCGGUGGCAUUUCCUCUCUUCCGCGGUCUCUCCAAGCACUACUAUCACAGACCGAGUAUCCCCCCCAAGCGCCGCUCUUGAUGCAGACUACAACCACAAGGGUGGUUAUGAUCGUGGGUUCGGUCUCGCCUACACCUUUCUCUCUACUACGGCGCGCGAAGAACUUUGAAUACCGCGACGACGACGAAGCGCUGCAGCAGUUUUCCUCGUAUGAAGACACCGUCACUGCAUUGACCGACGAGUGCCGGCGCGUGCUGGGAUGCAUCUCGACAGCCAAUCAGUCAGUCCUCUCGCCAGACGGUGCACGGCAAGAUCCCUCCUGGUCUCGUUUCGAAGAUUUUGGUUUCUCGGGAUUGCUCGACAGCCCCACGAUGAGCACAAAUGGGACGUCGGCUUUGAACAGCCCCCGUGAGUUUUCCAGCCUGCGAGCCGGUCCUCGUUCGAGGAAUACCGACUUUGGUCGUCCUACGACCCCUUCUUGGGCCGAUUUCCUUUCUUCCGGCUUCGCAGAUGAGAACAACCAGCCCUCACCAGCGCCUCUCUUGUUACCGUCCGACAAACUUCCCCCAAUUGGAGAAGCCGCUCGCGUGCACAGCUCUCAAUCACAUAUGCGCAACGGUCUGCUGGUUGAAGAGGAUCUAGAGCCUGGCGAGCUUGCCAGCAUCAGCCGUUUUGAUCUGGAUGACACGUUUUGGUGGGUGUGGAUGACGAGCUUAGCAGGCGAAGAGACCUCAGAUCGCAAGGCCGCAUUUGGCAGGUGUACCUUGAUCGAGACCAAAAUUCCUGGAGCAAAGUGGCUGGUCGUAGAAGAACAGGUCAAAGGUGCUUCUCCCGGCCCUGAGGAAGGCGCUUACAUUGCGGAAAAGAAGUCCAAGUUCAGCUGGACUAGGCGCGGGCGGCUCGGACGACGGAAAUCCACUGGCAAGAAGCCAUCCGGCGCUUCGAAGGAGCCAUACAAUCGAACAACCGCAAACACGCCAAUGAGUAAAACAAGCAUUGGGCCUGACCAACACGCAAGGAUCCAGGCAGCCGCUGCCAGAUUGGCACAAAAUCAGAGAGACCAGCAGGCUUCUCAACAGAAAGCCCAGCGCCGCGCGAGAGUAGACGACACGGCUUCAACCAAGACCAACAGCGUCUUGACGCUACAGCCCCACCUCUUGAGCGAGGCUGCGGCUGCGAUGAAAUGGGAUAAGAAGUUCGGAGAAGGCGCAACGGAGCGCGAUGCGCUCCGUGCGAAGUACCUUGGAGAUGUCUCCACCGGAAGAGGAUCAAGGGACAAUCUCCUGAAGACCGCCAACGGAAGCACCGCUGCAUUGUCUCGGGACCUAUCGAAUCGUGACCUCCCUUCACUACCAACGGAGCAAACAGAAGCUCAAGGCGCAAAGUUCAAUGCUCCGCCGUCCCCCGCUCCGCUGCCCGCCACUCCUACCCCCGAGGCUCUGCAUUCCCAGGCUGCGGAAGCAUCAACAGCUGCCCAAGUACCCCUGCCAAAGCCCUCGCCUCUUCCGCCCGGCUCCCUGGAUGAGAAACCGGUUACACAGCCGGACUAUUUGGAUCAACAUCCAGCAUUAAGAAAGCCGGUACCGGAUCGGAAGCAUGUAGGUGCACCUCACACUGAGGCUUCCGCCAGUGAGGAACCAGCCCCCGCUGCUCCUACUCCAGAACCGAAGAAACCAUCGCCGAAGAAACUGCAUAAGAAGAAGGAGGGUGGGGGUGGUUUCAGGAAGCUGUUCGGGAAAAAGAAAGUUGACACUGCAGCGCCGGCCCCACAGCGGGAAACUGAAGAAGACUCGCGUAUGCGCGAGCUCGAUGCUGCUCGAAGCGUAUCGCGGUUCGAAGACCAUGUGGACACCCCGGCGCGGCAACCGUCACCGACUUUCAGCCUCGAGAAGCCUGAGCCUGUUAUGGCGCGCGCGCCAGAUGUGCAGCCUAGCCCUGCUUUGUCUGCCAUUUCCCACACUUACCGCGAACCCUCGCUUCCGGUCGCACCCAGCCCAACCACGCAUGAGCGGCGAGAGGCUGAGCAAGCCUUCUCGCGGUUUGACCAAGGCCCAAUGGGCGACAUGCCGGCUUUUCUUCCCGAGGACUCCGACGACGAGGACAUGCCAACUGUCCCUCGUCAUCGGCCUCAACACGUGGCUGCUCCGCAUGAGCAGGCCGCACCCAUGCGCGAAGCUCCCCCGCCUCCGAUGGACGACGUAUCGGAGGAAUCAGUAGAUCUGUCCCAGCAAGCCUCUCCUUCGCAAGACCGGUGGGCCCAGAUCAGAAAAAACGCGGCAGAGCGUGCAGCAAGACUAAGCGAAGAACAAUCUCGUCGGAGUCAAAGCCAGAGCGCGCGUACGGACGAGGGCGAAACUAGCGGCGAGGAGACGAUCGAAAGCCGUGUCGCGCGCAUUAAAGCCCGGGUCGCCGAAUUGACUGGCAAUAUGGAAGGGCAGCCACCGGCUGCCGGAGCGAGGCGGUACUAAUUCAUAUGUCUUUGUUCUGAGAAUAUCUUCCGCCGUGCAUUGCUUGCGUGCUUUUGAAGCAUACGAAGAGCUCUGAUACCCCUUUCUCACUGCUUUCUCUACACACAUAAUACCCUUUUAGCGUUCCCUAUCCAUAUGCAAACGUUGUGGAUCUGCUCUUGCUUCGACUUACACUUUUCGUUGGGGAAGCUUACGGUACAUGACGAGGAAGGGGUGUGUGUACUAUCAUUUAACUGGGUGUAAUUCGUCUACGUGUGUAAGAUUCUCCGCAGCACUGCCGCGGGUCAUCUACCCCUAAUCGAUGUUUGGUUUCUAGGUGGAAAAUGAAGUGUUGGGUCCAUGUCUGAGUAAUUUACACCUUAAGGAAGCCGGUCAGUAGAUGCUUCAUUCAAAUCUAGAGCAUUCGCUCCUUUUCUCG